Alnus glutinosa is the source of this 711-nucleotide messenger RNA. Its product is annotated as early nodule-specific protein 2-like. The record is from RefSeq and is a predicted model, not a curated record. Bases 1 to 711 code for a protein of 236 amino acids. The transcript has a single exon. NCBI's taxonomy places the organism in Eukaryota, Viridiplantae, Streptophyta, Magnoliopsida, Fagales, Betulaceae.
AUGAGUACCAAAUAUUGUCUAGUGUUGCUCCUCGGGGUGGUGCUUCUCAACAGCACUGCCUCACUAGCUAACCACCAUGAGCCUUCUAAACAUGACCCCAAAUCUCCAUUUCACAAGCCCCCUUCUCCUCCUAAACACAAACCUCCCACCCCACUUGAUCACAGGGACAAGUCAUUCCCUAAACAUAAGCCACCUCUCAAGGGCAAAGGAGAGAAGCCUCCACCAGAACACAAGCCACCACAUGAUGGUCACCCUGAACGCCAUUUAGUUGAAAAACCAAGUUUGGAUGGUAAACCCCCUAAGAGAUUAGAAAAGCCUCCACCUCCGAAGCACAAGCCACCAACCAGCUCACUUGACAAGAAAGAGAAGUCAUUCCCAGAAUACAAACCAUCUCCUAAGGGUAAGGGAUCAGAGAAGCCUCCACCGGAGCACAAGCCACCGCAUGAUCAUCACCCUGGGCGCCGUUUAUUGGAGUCGUCUUCCCAUGAACAAAAUUCACCAAGUUUGGAUGGCAAACCUCCAAAGGGUAAGAGAGAGAAGCCACCUCCAAAACACAAACCACCUCAUUACCAUCACCCUGGACACCCUUCAGUGGAGGAUGUCAAAGACUCGCACGACACACCACAAAAGUUGAAGCCUCCAACCACGCCCGAAAAGAAGCUGCCGAGUUUCCCUCACAAGCCACCCCACAAACCUCCAUCAGCGAACUGA